Penicillium macrosclerotiorum is the source of this 2145-nucleotide messenger RNA. RefSeq names its product 6-phosphofructo-2-kinase PFK26. The transcript has 2 exons. NCBI's taxonomy places the organism in Eukaryota, Fungi, Ascomycota, Eurotiomycetes, Eurotiales, Aspergillaceae. Gene Ontology annotation, biological process: fructose 2,6-bisphosphate metabolic process; fructose metabolic process. The coding region runs from base 1 to 2145 and encodes 714 amino acids. Gene Ontology annotation, cellular component: cytosol. The record is from RefSeq and is a predicted model, not a curated record. Gene Ontology annotation, molecular function: ATP binding; 6-phosphofructo-2-kinase activity.
AUGGCGCAACAUUCCACCAUCGCACGGUCGGCCAUCAUGACGUCGGCCACCUCGCCAGAUCCUGCAGCCCUGGGUGAUCAGAGGAAUAUGAACCGACCCAACGGCAUCAGUUCGACCGGAACUAGUGUCGGCUCGGGAAAGGAUGGAGUUCUCAUGCCUCCGAAGACCGUGGUCGGGCGAGCGCUAGGGAAUGACCUGCAUUCCGAUGCCCACAAAAUAUCGCAGGCGCCCAAGGGCGGAGUCGGGACUGCGUUGACUGACACUCCGAUUUCUACCGCACCCCCGUCUCCACAGAUUACUGGUCGUACCCACCCGAGUACCCCCAGUCGUGUUCGUGCGACGACCCUUGAUAUUCCCGGCCUGACCAAGUCCAAGGUCUCCCCUGAUGGCCGGAUUGCCCAACGUGAUGUCGGUGCAAAGCUGGUUAUUGUCAUGGUCGGCCUCCCGGCCCGAGGCAAAAGUUACAUCACUAAGAAGCUGGCUCGAUAUUUGAACUGGCUUCAGCAUGAUACCGAAAUCUUCAACGUAGGUGAACGACGUCGGGUGGCCGCAGGCAGGUCCCCUUCACCGGCCAAGUUUGCCCGUGGCCACGAAAAGAGUCCGCUCAAUGUUCACAAAGACCUUGUCGACUCCGUCCGCCGGCUCAGCGUCAGCGUCGGGACUAUGAACCAUAACGACUCCUCACCACCAGAGAAUGAGGCACCCCUUCCGCCUCCUGCUGUUCCCGCCAAGAUCCUCGUUAAUGGUCAGGAUCCCGAAGCCUCCAUCUCGCAAAACGGAAGUACCGUGGUACCGUCUAUCGAUGCUGGCCCUGCCCAGUCUAUCCAUGACGAGGAGGCUGUCAAGGAGGCUGUCAAGGAGGCUUCCCCAGAGCCCAUGGAUCAAAGCGCAACCUUUUUUGACCCCCAGAAUCAGCGUGCGGUCAAGUUGCGCGAGCAGGUAGCCCUUGACACCCUCGAUGAGCUGCUGGAGUACAUUUUGGAACGAGGGGGUAGUGUUGGCAUUCUUGAUGCGACUAAUAGCACCAUGGAGCGCCGCAAAGCCAUCGUCGACCACAUCCGUAGCCGUGCUGGUCCCGAGCUGGGAAUUCUCUUCCUGGAAAGCCGCUGUGUGGAUGAAGACCUGCUGGAGGCUAACAUGCGCCUGAAGCUUUCUGGGCCCGACUAUAAGGGCCAGGAUCCUGCAACCGCCCUUGAAGAUUUCAAGAAACGUGUUGCCUUGUACGAAAAGUCCUACGUCCCCUUGGGAGAUUACGAAGAAAAGCACAACAUGGCCUAUAUCCAAAUGAUUGAUGUCGGUCGCAAGAUCGUCUCUCAUCAGACCCACGGCUUCCUCUCUUCGCAAGUUGUCUACUAUCUGCUCAACUUCAACCUUUCACCGCGCCAGAUCUGGAUCACGCGGCAUGGUGAAAGUCUGGAUGAUCAAGCUGGUCGUAUUGGCGGUGAUUCUGAUCUCAGUGAGAAUGGCAAACGGUAUGCCAAAGCUCUGACUCGCUUUAUUGAUCACCAACGGCAACAAUGGGAGCUCUAUCAGCGCCAGAAGGAUCUGCUGAAGCAUUUCCCACCCCGGCCUGGUGACAGCACUCCUCCUAACCCAUCCUAUAUUCCCCGUGAUCGGCCGCGUAAUUUUUGUGUGUGGUCUUCGAUGAUGCAGCGUGCCGUCCAGACUGUCGAGCACUUCAAUGAGGACGACUAUGAUGUCAAGCAGAUGCGCAUGCUCGAUGAGCUUCACUCUGGACGGAUGGAGGGCAUGACCUACAAGGAAAUUCAAGAGCAGUAUCCCGAGGAAUAUGCUCAUCGCAAGAAGGACAAGCUGUUUUACAGAUACCCUGGGCCCGGUGGAGAAAGUUACCUGGACAUUAUCAACCGCCUUCGGACCGUCAUCGUUGAAGUGGAGCGCACCACCGACCAUGUCCUCCUGGCUAGCCAUCGUUCUACCGCCCGGGUCCUCCUCUCUUAUUUCCUCGGUAUGAAGCGGGAUGAGGUCGCCGAUUUGGAUGUCCCUAUGGGGAUGGUGUACAUGUUGGAACCCAAGCCUUAUGGAGUUGACUUCAAGGCAUACCGGUACAAUCCUGACAGCGACUGGUUCGACUACCUACCAAAUUACAAGCUUCAUCAGGUGGGUGCACAGAGGACAAACCCAUAA